Messenger RNA from Mytilus californianus (California mussel), 2382 nucleotides. RefSeq lists its product as uncharacterized. The record is from RefSeq and is a predicted model, not a curated record. The transcript has 5 exons. NCBI's taxonomy places the organism in Eukaryota, Metazoa, Mollusca, Bivalvia, Mytilida, Mytilidae. The coding region runs from base 59 to 2026 and encodes 655 amino acids.
GUAUAUUUGAUACAAACGGUAAAAUUUAACUGAAAACAAAAACGAUCAGUAGUAUAAAAUGGCUGUUUUAGGCUCGCCUAUAAAUGCAUCAAAUUCUAUUCAGAUGUAUGAGAGAUUGGAAGAGGAAAGUAAAUCGGACUAUGGCCGCAAUUAUGAUACUUUAAAAAAUGCACAGAUCGUAGAAAAUUCUAGGGAAAAGAGCGCACACAGCAAGAUAAAGAAACAUAAUAAAAGGGAAACUGAAGAAAGCGUUCCUUAUGAAAGACUUAAUAGUAAACAUAGUCAAUGCCAAAACGUAUAUGAUACAUUACAAAAUAAACAGAAAGGAGAGUAUUUCGCACAACAAAAUUCCAUGAGCAAAGCUUGUGGUAAAAUAGCACAAACCGACAAGAAAUUUGAAGAGACUCCAGGUUAUGAAACGUUAAAUAGCGCACGUGAUCAAAACAAGUCAUAUGAUAUCUUAAAAAAAUCACAGAGUGGAGACUAUUCCCGAACACAAAGCGUUGAACGGAAAGAAAGAAGACAAGCAGAACUUAUUUUAGAAAUAAACAGUACUUUCCAUGCGUCACAAAAGUCUGAGCAUUCAUAUUGUAGCCCUUUACAUGACAUGGACAACAUUGAUCUUGAACAAGAACGAAGUUAUGCGUAUGCUUCAUUUCCAAGUAAUUCUCAAAAUAAAAAAGACAAGAAUGGUAAAACUGUAAAACAUCAAACAAGAAAGCAUAUCGCAUCUUUUCUGAUCGGCUUUAUAUUUGGUGGUGUUGUAUUUGGAAUAAUAGUCUUCGCUGUACUCAAAAUCCAAAAUCAAGAUGCUGAUAAUGGGAACUGUAUAUUUCCAGGCAAUGGGACGAGUAAUGAGUCAUCAUGUGUAUGGACAGUAUGGACACAAUGGUCGGAUUGUAGUGUUUUAUGCGGAAAUGGCACACAACAUAGGAACAGGCAACAUAAUGGUGGCACAGAAGGAUGUUUACCCAGAACUGAAAAUCAAACUAAAAGUUGCAAUCUUGGUGGCAUUGGAUGUCAAGGGACGGUUAAUAAGUCAUCAUGUGUAUUGACAGCAUGGACACAAUGGUCGGAUUGUAGUGUUUUAUGCGGAAAUGGCACACAACAUAGGAACAGGCAACAUAAUGGUGGCACAGAAGGAUGUUUACCCAGAACUGAAAAUCAAACUAAAAGUUGCAAUCUUGGUGGCAUUGAAUGUCAAGGGACGGGUAAUAAGUCAUCAUGUGUAUUGACAGCAUGGACACAGUGGUCGGAAUGUAGUGUUUCAUGCGGAAAUGGCACACAACAUAGGAACAGGCAACAUAAUGGUGGCACAGAAGGAUGUUUACCCAGAACUGAAAAUCAAACUAAAAGUUGCAAUCUUGGUGGCAUUGGAUGUCAAGCACCAGCUAUUGACAUGCAUUUUGACCCAGCUACUCUUAAUUCUGAAUGUUUUUUGUCAAUCGAUAACAGAAUCUUGAGCAAUAGACAUCAUUCAUCACAAACACCAAAACGGUCUUCUGAAGGAGAUAAGUCUUUGAAAAAGUACAGUGGUGUAAUCGCAAAUCGCUGCUUUGGAGUAAAGAAGAAAGUUUGGUUCAAAGUUGCCUACACAUAUACCAUUGAAAGACUUUUAUCAUUCACCAAUUUGAUAUUAGAGGUUGGACUUGCAGAUCGGAAUGAAAUAGACAAUCAUUAUUUCGUUGGAAAUGUGCAGACAAAAGGUUGGUCUUUUGCUCUUGCCAGAUGCGGAGAGGAUAAUGAUGACGUGUGCUUACGUUCAAAACACAGGGAAAACUUGCUCGACAAUAUCUUUUUUAGUCGUAAUAUUAUCGGGCUGCACAAAAAUGGUACUUUUGACUUGGUUUUAGACAGACAAAAUAAUACGUUCCAGUUACAAGAUUUGAGUGCUACGCAUUCAAAUAUUUCUUUCGAAAAUGUUGUCUCUGUAAAUGAACUAUGUCCUGUAUUUGGAGUUUAUGGUAGUAAUAUGCUCGACGUUCAAAUCCAAAUUUUAGACAGUAAAGAUCUCACAAACUCAUAAGUUCAGCCAUGGAUAUAUAUAUAUGCACCUUAUGGCUAUUUAUAAAUUGAAGAAAAUAAAAUAAAAGAAAUGUUAUAUAAAUCAAAACAGGAAAUAAGUCUAAGAUAUGAAAAACUAUAAUUUGCCUUUUUAUUAUUGCUAAGAACAAAUUCUUUUCUAAUAUGACAUAGUCGAAUAUUAACCAGCUUUUUGUAGAAUAAUUAUAAUAACAACCUAUUGUAAAAGCUCCAAACUCGAACAUGUUUUUGCAAGCAAUUGAAAGAAAAAUUGUAAAUAAAGACAAUGUCAUACAACAUGUUUAUUUAGAGGCAAACCAGUAACAGUGUGGACGACACCAAUACUUAUGUUCUUAAUAA